This is a messenger RNA of Xiphias gladius (swordfish), 1570 nucleotides long. RefSeq lists its product as uncharacterized. Lineage: Eukaryota; Metazoa; Chordata; Actinopteri; Istiophoriformes; Xiphiidae. The coding region runs from base 1 to 1311 and encodes 436 amino acids. The record is from RefSeq and is a predicted model, not a curated record. The transcript is spliced from 5 exons.
AUGAAGACGAGGCUGGAGCUCUUCCUGGUCGUCACGGCGUUGACCUGCUCUGCCGGCAAGCCGCUGAGCAAGGCGGCGUCCGGGAACAAGCUGCUGCUCAUCUCCUUCGAUGGCUUCAGGUGGGACUACGACCAGGACGUGGACACGCCGAACCUGGACCAGCUGGCUGUGGACGGGGUCAAGGCCGAAUACAUCACCCCCCCAAUGCUGACCAUGACCUCCCCAUCCCACUUCACCACCAUCACCGGCAGGUGGGUGGAAGACCAUGAAGUCGUCCACAACAUUAUGUUUAACGCCAAGACGAACCUAAAAGUUCCUCACAAACAGACAAUGACCAGAUCAGAGUGGUGGGACAACGGAGCCCUGCCGUUGUGGAUCACGGCUCAGAACCAGGGUCUGAAAACUGCUUCCUUCUACUACCCGGGAGGUGGUGCCAACUACAGCGGCCAGGCAGUGAAUCGAGUGCUGGUGGAGACGUUCAACCACCCGGACGACAACGAGACCGAGUGGCGUCAGAACAUCGACAGGGUGAUGAGCUGGUUCUCUGAGGAGGACUUCCACCUGGUGACGCUGUACUACGGCGAGCCCGACAACGUGGGCCACGCCAAGGGCCCGGAUCACCCAGACAGGAAGAAGAUCAUCCGGCAGAUCGACCGCACCAUCGGCUACCUGAGGGAGGCCAUCGAUCGGCAUCACCUGACCCACAGCCUGAACGUCAUCAUCACCUCCGACCACGGCAUGACCACCGUCAAGAAGCGACCGCAGGUGGACGAGAUCAUACUCAACAAGUACCUGAAUUUACUCAAGCUCGCCAGCUUCGAGAUCCUCGACUACGGCGGGUUCGGCAUCCUGACACCGCGGCCAGGGAAGGAGCAAGAGGUUUAUGACGCUCUGUCCAACGCACCCAAUCUGACGGUCUACAAGAAAAACGAGAUUCCGGAGAGCUUCCAUCUCGCCAAAAGCAAGCGGUUGCCUCCCAUCGUGGUCGUGGCAGAUCUGGGAUUCAACCUUAACUCCAGAUUCAUCGUCUACGUCAACAAAGGCGAUCACGGCUUCCAUAACGGAGAGAUGGACAUGAAAACAAUCUUCAGGGCCUUUGGACCCGACUUCAAGAGGAACUUCCUGUCUGAGCCGUUCGACAGCAUCCACAUCUACCCUCUGAUGUGCAAACUGCUGCAGAUCGAACCGGCGCCGCACAACGGAUCGCUGACCGUGACCGAGAAGAUGCUGCUGCACAGUGGUGGAUCACAGAGAGCCGGAGCGUCUGUGGCUCUGCUGAUGCUGAUGCUGCUCGUGUUCAAUGUGCUUUAACAGAUCCAGGACCAGAUCUGCAGAUCCAGGAUCUGAACCAUGUGGUUUUAUGGGUUUUAAUCUUGGUAACAUCACUGUGUUGUGACUUCAUAACAUUAUAUCUCGGUGAAUUAUUAUUGGUUACAUUUAUACACGAUACUAACUCAUGAUUAUAUGCUUUUCUUUUCUAUUUUACUAGUAAAGUUGGUGAAUUUUUCUGGUUCAUGCCGGUGCAGUUGAUGCAUGUGUUUCCCUUGUUAGUUCUGGUUUUAUGCAGAUU